AUGUCAGCCGAACUAAAAGCAAAGGAGAUUUUUGAUCAGUUUGCCACGCUUGAUGUGCAAACGAACAAAAAAGUGCUCUCUCUUCCCGAGUUUGUCACCAUUUUUUCUCCGUUUCCCAAUGAUGUACCCAAGGAAUCUUAUUCCUUACUUUAUUUGAUUGCAGACAAAGAAAAGAAAGGUUACGUGGACCAACAGGAUUUUGUUCGCUUCGUUCAAACUUUAACAUCGAGCGAUGGAGAGUUCAAAUUGUUGUUUAACUUGAUUUCUGAGGGUAACAGCAAAUUGUCUUAUUCGCAAUGCGUGGACAUGCUCACAAAGUUGAACCAGGCAAUUGACUCUUCUUACCACCCCAAAAAGUCCAAAUUCAAUUGGACGUAUUUGGAGAGAUUUUUCUCGCCCGACGGAGAGAUUGAUUUCAAAGAUUUCGUCAGCUUGAUAAAUUACUUGCCUGUGACUAAGUUGAUUGGAAAUUUCGAGAUUCUUGCAGGUAAGUCCAAUGUUAUCUCUACGGACGAAUUGAAUCAUUUAUUAGCGACAAACUUGAAACACAAAUUGUCCUCCAACUUGAAGAACAACUUGACUGCCGUGCCAGAGUUCUUCGGUAAAGACACAUUCACCUUGUCCAAUGUUUUGUUCGUUUACAAUUGCUUCAACAAAUUGGACUUGAUCAAUGAGGUCAUUGCUAAUACACCACCAACUACUUUGGACAAAACAGACAUUUUGAUCAACAAAAAGGACUUGUAUAACCACUUGAAUGAUCAUCUUUUGAAAUCGUCGAAUUUCAAGCCUAUCACAACUGUCGAACUAGACUUGUUGUUCUUUUUGAUCAACCGGGAUGAAGAAACUAUUCCAAGACGGGAGUUGAUUUCAUUUUUAAAUCCAAACUACCUCAAUAAUGUGCCAUCUUUGUAUCUGAUCUUCGACCACCCCGCAGCUCAACCUGUUCAAAAGGACAACUUUUCAUUAUGGCCUCUCUUUGAUUCGAUGUAUUCUUUCUUUUUGGGUUCCAUUGCUGGGUGUAUCGGGGCUACCGCAGUUUACCCUAUUGAUUUAGUGAAAACCAGAAUGCAAGCGCAGAAGCACAAGGCCCACUAUGAUAAUUCUUUUGACUGUUUCAAGAAAAUCAUCAAGAAUGAAGGAUUCAAAGGUUUAUAUUCGGGUUUAGCGGCUCAAUUGGUUGGUGUUGCACCAGAAAAAGCUAUCAAAUUGACUGUCAAUGACUUGGUUCGUGGAAUUGGUACACAGGAAGACGGCUCUAUUACCAUGCCUUGGGAAAUUGCUGCUGGUAUGUCUGCCGGAGGUUGUCAAGUCAUCUUCACCAACCCAUUGGAAAUCGUCAAAAUUAGAUUGCAAAUGCAAGGUGGCAGCACAAUGAAUGCAGUUCCUGGCCAAAUCCCUCAUAAGAGAAUGAGUGCCGGUCAGAUUGUUAAGCAAUUGGGUCUCAAAGGCUUAUACAAAGGUGCUACUGCGUGUUUGUUGAGAGAUGUUCCGUUCUCAGCCAUCUACUUCCCAACUUACGCCAACCUUAAGCUCUACUUGUUCAACUUUGACCCACAUGACCCGAACAAGAAACAUUCUCUCAGCACAUGGCAAUUGUUAGUCUCUGGUGCUUUGGCGGGUGCACCAUCUGCAUUUUUCACUACACCAGCCGAUGUGAUCAAAACAAGAUUGCAGGUUGAGGCAAAGACUGGCGAAGUCAAGUAUAGAGGCAUUGUGCAUGCAUUUUCGGUUAUUUUGAAAGAAGAAGGCUUUUCUGCAUUUUUCAAAGGUUCUCUUGCCAGAGUGUUCAGAUCGUCUCCACAAUUUGGCUUUACUUUAGCCUCCUAUGAGUUCUUGCAGAAGAUGUUCCCAUUGCACCCCCCAAACACCAAGGAAUCCAAUUUCAAGGCAAGCAGCGGAUAUCCAGGAGUGUACAAUUUGUCGAAUGAUCAAGUUUACAGUCACCAGAACCCUCGCUUGAUGUACUUGAAACAAGACGAGCUAUUCAAGAGCAACGGUUUGAGAACAAAUCAGAACUUGAAAAAUGCCAUGGUAAGCUUGCCAGCCGACUAUGUGUACAAGUCAAUGGACACUGUCAAGUUAUUGAUGGAUAUCGACUACAAGUUUGGUAACUUUAACUAUGAUGCCUACAAUCAUUUCAUUAGACGCUAG
Clavispora lusitaniae ATCC 42720 is the source of this 2151-nucleotide messenger RNA. RefSeq names its product amino acid transporter (gene AGC1). The record is from RefSeq and is a predicted model, not a curated record. Lineage: Eukaryota; Fungi; Ascomycota; Pichiomycetes; Serinales; Metschnikowiaceae. Gene Ontology annotation, molecular function: L-aspartate transmembrane transporter activity; L-glutamate transmembrane transporter activity. Gene Ontology annotation, biological process: L-glutamate transmembrane transport; malate-aspartate shuttle; aspartate transmembrane transport.